Messenger RNA from Insectozyma verbasci, 468 nucleotides. The record is from the annotation of a GenBank genome assembly. Lineage: Eukaryota; Fungi; Ascomycota; Pichiomycetes; Serinales; Debaryomycetaceae.
AUGUCAGUUACCUUAAGACCAAUAGAAGAAAAAGAUUAUGAUGAAUGGUUAAAUUUAUGGACUGGACCAGGAGGUUAUAUUGAAUUUUAUAAAUCUUUACAUAAAUUGACCCCAGAGAUUUCUCAAACUACUUUCAAGAGAUUUUUAGAUCCAAAAAUUCCAGUUUAUUCAGUAGUUGCAGUUGAUAACAAUUCUGGUAAAUUAAUUGGUUUUGCUAAUUAUUUAACUCACUAUAAUACUUGGACAAUUGAAGAUGCUUUAUAUUUAAAUGAUUUAUUUGUUGAUGAAAAAUGUAGAUUACAUGGAGUUGGUAGAAAAUUGAUUGAAUAUAUCUAUAAGGAAGCUGAUAGAUUAAAUGCUAGGAAAUGUUAUUGGUCAACUCAAUUUGAAAAUCAUAGAGCUCAAUUGUUGUAUACUAAAGUUGGUCAAAAAUCAGGAUUUUUAUUAUACAGAAGACCAGAUAAUUAA